Molecule: messenger RNA, 6179 nt
Organism: Topomyia yanbarensis
Lineage: Eukaryota; Metazoa; Arthropoda; Insecta; Diptera; Culicidae
Gene: stum
Product: protein stum
Exons: 11
Coding region: 1335-5861 (1508 amino acids)
Biological process (GO): taxis; sensory perception of mechanical stimulus; proprioception
Cellular component (GO): sensory dendrite
Source: RefSeq, a predicted model, not a curated record
UAGGGCUCGCAGGUGGACGCCUCUCGGUCAGUUCUUAUUCUUCGCGACGGUGUUUGUGUUACGGCACGGGUAAGGGUGUUAGUUGUGGGCUCUGACGCGAGCGGGUUUUCUCCGAGGUGCCUCCAAGAAAAUCGUUAUUAUCGCCGAUUAGUACUUGUUUUGAAUUCGGACCGCGAGGAUUGAAGUUUUGGACGGUGCGGUAUCGAAGACCAGUGACUAGCCGAAGCAAAGGUUUCAACCUGUAGGUGACCGGUUGGCAGACAGGAGCGGCGAUUGAGAAGAAAUUGACACAUUUUUAAACGUGAGUUAAAAAGUGAAGAAAUAAGGCGCGCCCGGUACAAACCGUAAUUCAGCAGCCCUCCGGCCGGAAGUAUGCUGAAACUUACAUAAUUGAAUAAGUGUUGUGCUGUUUUGUUCCACAACAAAAGUGAGCAGAGGCGCGCCGGUUGUCGGAAGAUUGGGAAUGAAACGGGUCAGUGUUUGAUAUAGUCCACGUGUGUGUGUUUUUUAGUGUGAGAAAGAGGGUUUUCCUAGCCAUUGCCGAGCCGAUGCAUUUCGACGGUCGGUAUCGUAGUUCCUGAUACUAUUGACAGAAAGCAGCGUGGUGGGGUGAGGUUCGAAGAUGGAAACUAGGUGAAACUUGAUGAACUGCGGAUGGUUACAAAGUUUUAAUUACCGUAAUGGAUUGAUUUUGUAAAGUGAACGGCGUCGUUGGCGGAUGGAAGGAGUGUAAGUUAUGAUCAGUGUGGAAAGUGAAAUGAAAAGUAAUGAAGUUUGAGAUAGGGUUGGCUACCUUUUCGGUGCACCAUAAAAAUAAAACUCAUCCGGAAGAAGUUUGCUUGUUAGCGAAGAAUGUGUAGCGCCAGCAAGUGAAGGGGCGAGUGCAACACGCGAACAAAGUGUGUCAGUGUGUGAAAGUGCAAGUGGCAGGUUAAAUUCGGUCGACAGGGCUCGGUGGUAUCGUCCCGUACGCUCCCACUGAUCAACCCGCAUCCUGAUCAGGCGCAGUGAGUGCGGAAGCAAUCAGUCAUUGUGGGGAGCGGAAUUUUAAAAUCGUACAGAUUAGAAUUGGCUUGAAACUCAUUGGGUUGCACUGUUGGUGUUCUACUAGGGUUCACAGAGGUAGAAGGAACGUGGAAGCGGAACCACAGCAGAAGUAGCACAGGAAGGCUCCUGACGAAGUGUUGCAUUCAGCCAAAUACUCGCGAGAACCAUAAAUAAAUGGAGAAAAAGAGUCUACUUUGUUGAUGAUAUGCAUUAGUCGGACGCCGCAUUAGACACCUAGCAGAGCAGUAAUCUACGUGUGCCCUUCGUAGAAAGCUCGGCGCCAUGCUAUGGGCAUAAACAUGUUCAACCAGAAUGAUGACACCUCGACAGUCGGAUCACGAUCGCGUUAUGGCUACUACUACUCGACGUCAUCACCGUCAUCAUCGGUGGAAAAUCAAAGAUACAACGAACAGACAAGCCUAUUUGGUGAUCCGGUUCUACCGGCAAGUCGGCAUACGGAUCUGUUGGAGGGUGGUGAUCUGUACCAGAACCUUAAGAACAACAUCGAACUGUAUCACUCGAAGCUGUACAAUGAACAGGAGAAGGCCCGACAGGCGGAACGGGACAGGAUGUUCAAUCAGUUUACCGGCGGUAAUCAGCAGCGGACAACCUCUUCGGCUACCAGCAGCAGUGUGAGGAAUUCACUGGGAAGCAACAUGACCAGUUUAGUUGACGAUCCGGCUAGAAGGUUUCCACGGACGCAGUCCGCCAGCACUGGAGUGGAGUUCGCUGCAAACAGGCCCUCACUUCUGGACAUGGACCUGUUAAAACAAAACGACUGGAUAAAUUACUCCGAGUACGAGUAUCAAAACAGUCUAAUACCGAAAAACAGUCAAGCCGUGGCGGACGUGCAGCAAUUUACCAACAACAACCUGAACCGAACGAUCGAAAAUGGUGUCUUCCAGAAUCCGCGCAUCGCGGCACUCCGAUCACGUCGUAACUCGAUGAGUGACAACUUGUACGCAGCGUCAACGUUCAGUGGCUUCGAAUCGGUAAUAAACGUAAAGCCAUCCACAUUCACAAUUUUGGGUCACGGAACGGGUUACAAUAGUGCAACCACCAGCACCCAGGUUGAUAAUUCCAAUUCGAGCGAAAAUAUGAGCGAAUAUGAACGGAUGCUGCGGUAUCACAGGGCGGGUGCGACGACUCCCAUCAUCAAGGAUAAGAUUACCACCGGGUCAAACUUUAGGGUUUCCGAAGCACGUCAGCAUAAGAAACCGGCGUUCACAAUUAUCAACGAUGUUCUGCCCAAGUCUCACUCGUUCGAUGCAUCACUCAGUCCAUUACAGCUCUAUCAGAAUAAGCAACGGUUGGCGGCGAAUCGGAUACUGUCGGCCAGUUCCAUGGGAAAUAGCGGGUUUUACAACCGCAUCCUCGAUCUAGUAUCGGAUGGUGGGUUUCCGGCUUACCAGCGUCGGUUCAGCUAUUCCGAGGCUUCCCAAACCUCACCGGUACGACGAAAAAAAUCGAUUUCAAAAAAAGGCGGGAAGGAAUCGAAACGCACAAAAACUAAAACCACUGCCUCUGUUGUCAAUCCUGGUCGGAAACAGAAGGGGGUCCUAGGAGUGGUGAAUAAAGCACAUCUAUCUCCCAAUAGCAGCACUGAGCUGCACGACAAAAGUGCCAAAUUGAUAGUUACAGCGGCGUCAGAGGAUGGACGUUCGAUAACGCCGGACAGCGAACUGCCGGAUCGGGUAGACAUCCCAGAGCAUGUAAUGAGAAACAUGAAACUCCUAUCGUACAAGCCAUUCGGCGGAAGACGUAUGCUUUCGCCAGUUCCGGACAAAAGUUCAAUGGAGAACUCCCAGACUGAACUGCAGGAGCAAUCCCCGGCUAAGCAACAGUCACCAAAAAAGGAAAAGAGUCACAGUUACUUCCGGAAGCCGGUUUUCAACAUUCGUGGAUUGCUUUCACCUAGGAAAGCCAAAGAACAAGAAGGCUCACCGACCAAGACAGAUAAGGGAAGCGGAGGGCUGGGAGCAAUUGCGGCAGCCGGAGCGGUAGCGUUGGCGGCAGCAGCAGCCGGUGACAAGGAGAAGAAAGAGGAACCACCCAAGCGGAAGAGGUUCAAUUUAGCUAGAGCAAUUAUUGAUUUUGGGAAAAAGUCUGAUCUGGAAGAGAAGCCGAUGGAGCAACAGCCUCAAUCUCGUAAAACUGAACCGGUUGUGAAGCGCGAUGGGAACAGGAAAGACUCAGAGGGAAACCGUGUAAAGGAUUUGAAAAAGAAGGAAAAGACGAAAGGAAAAAUUAGCGCACGGAAAGAUGCUGAAGAUUUGCACGAGAGACAAAAACCUCGGAAGGGAGCCGUGAAUGUAUCAACGAAAGGUGUCAGUAGUAAGAAGAGUUCGGAUAAGGCGUUGAAAUCCGACAGAGUUAUUAGUGGCAAACACAGGGAGAAAAGCGCUCGAGACAUCAGUAGUAGAACAGGGACAAGAGCAAGCAGCGGAAAGGCAUCGGCGAAAGUAUUAAGAGGAGGAGAGAAAAGUGCAAAGGCAGGGGCUAAAACACCUCAGAAACCAGUGCCUAGCCCGAAAGCAAGACCACUCAGGAGAAGUAGUUCUGCUAGUGCUUUGAAAGUAGAUAGUGUAAAGAAACUGAACCGUUUGUACGAGAAGAAUACUAAAGCCAGCGAACGGACCGGGAAACUGCUGAAAGGUGACAAAAAGACUCGACAAUCAACCGACAGUCUGUUCAAGAAAGCAGACAGCAAAGGAGAUCUCCUUGCUGGAAAUAAACCGGUUAGUGCGAAAGAAAUCCAGAAGCGCGACUCGGAGAAAUCUUUGAAAAAGAGUGACAGCAACAAGUCACUUGGUAAGUUGAGCAAAAAGAGUGAUUCGAAAAGUUCGCUGCUGGGAAAGAGAUCCGAUUCAAAAUCAAGUUUGCAUCAGACUGAUAUGAAGGGUGGAAUGAUUGAUGCAUCACGACCCGGCAGCAGUAUUGGUGGUGCUGUAGGAUCUGGAACUGACUCAGGAACCCCGUUAAACACAAUGAAAGAAUCUACUCCGGUCAAGCCGGUUAGGAUGACACCAAAGAAAAUUCUUCAAAGCAAAGGAUCUCUACUCAGUUUACUGAGCAUGAGAAGUGGAAGCAGUCGAAAUAUAGUGGAUCCGGAAAAGGGAACGGCAGAUGGAACAAAGAGUGGAUCUCGUCCCGGAACAGGUACGGCUAUUGGUCGACUGAAAUCCGCUUCGGUUAGAAAUAUCAAUGAGAAACCAGGUACACCCAAAGGCAGCGAUCAUGAUCGCAGUAGCAUCCGCGAGAAACCUGGCAGUACUAAACCCACUCGACGGGCUUUGAGCAAGAACAACAGUCUCAUCUCGAUGAAAAGUAUUGCUCUGGCUCGCUCUUUCACCAGUAUUCACCGGCCUGCAUCGAGGGAAAACGUUGACUCAGCGAAAAACGAUUCAAUGUCGCAAAUGACCAAGGUACAGGAGGGAUCCCAGGAGCAUGACGAUGGUGACGACAUGAAAGGAAAAGGCAAAGCUAUGACAACCUCGUCAGUAACUCACGAAAUGAAUGUAGCCGGUUUCGGGGAAGGCCAAAAGGUGGCAAACGAGUUCAGCGGAAAUAGUCACCCAUCGGGGAUGGGAGAAGGGGAUGCGAUGAACAGCCAAGCAAGUGCCAAUACUGACCCGAUGAAUCGUCAACACGGGAAAGAUAACAGUGACGAGUUUAACGAGACUGGAAAAUCGAAAUGUUGUGCCUGCUGCGCACCUUGUUGGACCAAGACGUGCCUUCCGUUCAAGCGGUGCUUCGGCUGUAGUUCUUGCUGUGGCAAGGGAAAAGCUGCUGACCAGAACAAGCAGCAGCCAAAGCCGAAACCCGAGGACGCAAAGAGAAAAACUUCCUGCUGGCAGGGACUGAAGUGCUGUCGCAGUUGUCGUCGUUCAAAAACAUCCCCGGCGGAAGCACAACCGGCAGCAACACCGAAGAAAUCCUGCUGGCAAUCGUUGAGCUGCUGCGCCAGUUGCCGACGGAACAAGUCCCGGGAGUUGGUGCCCCGUUCGUCAAUUGACAGCGAACCGGAAGAGAAAACAUCACGAUGUCGGUCCUGCUGGAACAAGCUUUUGUGCUGUAAACGUUUCCGCAAGGGUCACGAUCAGCUGGAGCGCCACAAAAUGCAGCCAGAACCGGCCGAGAUGGAGACUGUCAAGUGUUGCUUUUGCUUCAAGCGGACGCGUCCCAAAUUGCAACCGAAGCCAAAGCCGAAGAAGGUGCCUGUCAAGUCAAGCUUCAACUGCAUGAGCUGCUGUAUCAUGUGCUGCCCUAAAAAGGGGGACAACAACAGCCGAAGAACCAGUACAUUUAGCAAAAAGCAAAGCAUCGCCCCAACGAUACCACCGGAAGAUUUGCGACCGAAAAUAGACAUGACGCUGGUGGAGCAUUCAUCGAUGAUGCGAGGAGCGAUUCCGGUGCUUCCAAUCUGUUUGGCCUAUUUUUGUUUGGUUCUGAACGUGUUGAUUCCCGGUGCGGGUACCAUCCUGUCCGGAGGGCUCUGUUUAUGCAUCGGAAAGCCGAGAUUCUCCCAGUACGACUCGAUUAAGGGCCGCAUCGGUUCGUUUAUCAUCAACUGCAUCGUGGGUGUGUCGCAAUGCUUCACGAUUAUCUUUUGUGUCGUCGGUUGGGGUUGGGCAAUCUGGUGGGGUACCAUAAUGAUCCGGCUAGCAAAACAACACCAAAAGAUCCUAGAAAUGGAAGCCAAUCAAGAGGAGGGCGAGGAACAAACGACUCUAUCACAGCGAACGGGUGCUUCCAACCCACCGGUUGCGAUGGUUUCCCAAAGCAAUCGGCGAGACGUUGAAACGGGUCGAUAAGUUCGCUGGGAGUCGGAGGGCAGCUGCUGCCUUUGUCUACUACUUUGUACACACCAAACAGCACUACUACGACUGCUACUGUUGCAACCAGCGAACGUCACUUUCCCGCACAAACUACUUCAACCCACGGCGAGCAGUGUAGGCCAAUUUCCUGUUUUUAAAUCCGAUCUUUUUGUAGUGACCCCUUUUGAAGUUUGGUCGAACCGGUCGAAAUCUGUACGGAAGCAGAGCUUCGAGUCGUUUUUACUAUGUACUUUCUACUAUAUACUGUUAAACUACUACAAACGAAUGGACUAACGUUGCAAGGGAAGAAUAAAG